UUCCCGCUCGCCCACAAGCCAUUAUUUUUCGAGUUUCAUCCGCAGCCACAGUGCAAAAUAGGUUUAUCAAUUUAAUUUAAGUGUUAAAGUAGUUGUAAAGUGUUUUUUAAGUUGCGCACGCGAUCGCAGCCACCCCGCAUGGAUGCGAAUUCUAUGGUGCAUGUGCCCGCCGAUCGAUUGGAGUUUAAAGCAUUGAGUUGAUGUGAUUUUCCCGUGACAUUUUUUUCUUUUGCGUACAAAAAUCGUUUUGGGAACGCAAGAAGGUGAAGCUGCGGUCGCUGGUCUAAUCGGGAGUCCUAAAGGUUACUGCUCGAAACAUGCAGCACAACGUUCAUGCCGCCCGGCCAGCGCCCCACAUCCGAGCUGCCCACCAUCACAGCCACAGUCACAGCCACGCCCACAUGCAUCUGCACCCCGGCAUGGAGCAGCACCUGGCCCCCAGCCUGCAGCAGCAGCCGCCACAGCAGCCGCCACAUCGCGACCAUCUCCAUGCACGUCUGAAUCAUCACCAUCUCCACGCUCAGCAGCAACAGCAGUCGCCGUCGAACCAAGCCGCCGCCGCCGCCGCCGUCGCUGCGGCUGGGGCUGCCUAUCACCACGGCAACAUCAACAGCAACAGCAGCAGCAACAUUGCCAGCAACAGCAACCAGAUGCAGAAGAUCCGCCAGCAGCAUCAACACUUGAGCAACAGCAACGGCCUACUUGGUAACCAGCCUCCCGGUCCGCCGCCACAGGCCUUCAAUCCGGCUGCUCUUGCCUACAACCAGCUGCCCCCGCAUCCGCCGCACCACAUGGCCGCCCAUCUGGGCAGCUAUGCCGCUCCACCGCCCCACUAUUACAUGAGCCAGGCGAAGCCCUCGAAGUACAACCACUACGGCAGCAAUGCCAACAGCAACAACGCCAACAAUAACAACAGCAGCAACUAUGCCCCCAAGGCCAUUCUGCAGAAUACGUAUAGGAACCAGAAGGUGGUGGUUCCGGCAGUGGUGCAAGAAGUCACCACGGUGGCAGAACCGCCAGUCACAGCCACUUCCUCCUCCUCCACCAACAAUAACACCACCAGCAACAUCAGCAACAAUACAGUCAAAGCAAGCGAGACCGUUAGCCAAGAGGAAGCUUCUCAGGAACAGGAGUCCACAGAGGAGCCAGCUCCUUCGGCUGACGACUGCAGCAGCACGGAGCACAUCGAUGCCUCGGGCACACUGCCCAACGAGGACACCAGCAGCUCAGGUCGUGGUGGCAAGGACAAGACACCCAUGUGCCUGGUCAAUGAGCUGGCCAGGUACAACAAGAUCACACAUCAAUAUCGGUUAACUGGCGAACGAGGACCUGCCCACUGUAAGACCUUCACGGUGACCCUGAUGCUGGGCGAUGAGGAGUACUCGGCGGACGGGUUCAAGAUCAAGAAGGCGCAGCAUUUGGCCGCUAGCAAGGCCAUCGAGGAUACGACGUACAAGCAUCCGCCGCCGAAGAUCCGGCGCAGCGAAGAGGGCGGCCCCAUGCGCACCCACAUUACGCCGACGGUGGAGCUGAAUGCCCUGGCCAUGAAGUUGGGACAGCGCACCUUCUACCUGCUGGACCCUACACAGAUUCCUCCCGCGGAUUCCAUGGUGCCGCCAGAGUUCGGAGGAGCUCAUUUACUUACUGCCCCAGGACCUGGCAUGCCGCCACAACCCCCGCCACCCGCUUAUGCCCUGCGGCAGAGACUUGGCAACGGAUUUGUGCCCAUUCCAACGCCGCCGAUGCAUCCGCAUUUCUUUCAUGCGCCUGGCCAGCGACCGUUUCCUCCGAAGUUCCCUUCGCGCUUUGCGCUGCCACCGCCUCUCGGACCUCAUGUGCAUCACGGACCGAAUGGACCCUUUCCACCUGUUCCAACACCGCCCAGCAAAAUCACCCUGUUCGUAGGGAAACAGAAGUUUGUGGGUAUCGGACGCACAUUGCAACAGGCCAAGCAUGAUGCGGCGGCCAGGGCGUUACAAGUGCUCAAGACGCAAGCCAUUUCCGCUUCCGAGGAGGCUCUCGAGGAUUCGAUGGAUGAGGGCGACAAGAAGUCGCCCAUCUCGCAGGUGCACGAGAUCGGUAUCAAGCGCAACAUGACCGUGCAUUUCAAGGUGCUACGCGAGGAGGGACCGGCGCAUAUGAAGAACUUCAUCACGGCCUGCAUUGUGGGAUCCAUUGUCACCGAGGGUGAGGGCAAUGGCAAGAAGGUCUCCAAGAAGCGAGCUGCUGAGAAGAUGCUCAUCGAGUUACAGAAGCUGCCGCCCCUCACGCCCACAAAACAGACGCCCCUGAAGAGGAUUAAGGUAAAGACUCCCGGUAAACCAGGGGCAACGCCACGAGAUGGAUCUGUUGUGCCGUGCAGCGAAGGUGCCAUGCAAACGGGCAAGCCGGAGAGACGCAAGCGCCUUAAUCCGCCAAAGGACAAGCUGGUGGAUCUGGACGAUGCGGAUAACCCCAUCACAAAGUUAAUUCAACUGCAGCAGACGCGCAAGGAGAAGGAGCCCAUCUUUGAGCUGAUAGCCAAGAAUGGUAAUGAAACCGCUCGGCGAAGGGAGUUCGUUAUGGAGGUCUCUGCCAGCGGAAGCACAGCCCGUGGAACAGGCAACAGCAAGAAGCUGGCCAAGCGGAAUGCGGCGCAGGCUCUUUUCGAAUUGCUGGAAGCUGUUGAGUUCACCCCCAGCAACGAAACCCAGUCAUCAGAAGAGGGCAGCACUUCAGCAACCAUGUCUGUGGUCACAGCGCCCGCAGUUGAGGCAACAGCAGAAGGCAAAGUGCCCAUGGUAUCAACGCCAGCGGGACCCAUGCCGGGCAUUUUAAUACUCCGCCAGAACAAGAAACCCGCGAAAAAGAGAGAUCAAGUUGUGGUUGUGAAAGCCAAUGUGGAGUCCAAGGAGGAGGAGGCCCAUAAGGAGGUAGCUGUUGCAGCUGAGGAGAACAGCAGCACCAAUAGCAACUCUGGCGACAACAGCAGCAGCAGCGAUUCCCAGGCCACCGAGGUGGCCAGUGAGAGCGCACUGAAUACCUCCACCGGCAGCAAUACAAGUGGUGUCAGCAGCAACAGCAGCAAUGUGUGUGGCAACACAGAACCCAGCAACAGCAACACCGCCGACAGCAGCAGCAGCAACACCGGCAACGGUAGCAACAACACCGAAAGCAGCAGCAACAGUGCGAGCAACACACAAAGUGCUGGAGUCCACAUGAAAGAGCAGCUACUAUAUCUUAGUAAAUUGUUGGACUUUGAGGUCCACUUCUCGGACUAUCCCAAGGGCAACCACAAGGAGUUCCUGACCAUUGUGACGCUCUCCACGAAUCCCCCGCAGAUCUGCCAUGGCGUUGGCAAGAGCUCCGAGGAGUCGCAGAACGAUGCGGCUAGCAAUGCAUUGAAAAUCCUCAGCAAACUGGGGCUCAACAAUGCCAUGAAAUACGCAUAGAACCGUUUAAAAAUUCCUUAGAAAGCCCCUAUUAACUGCAAUUUUUGUUGUUGCACAUAUGCAAGAUAAAAAACAAUUAAAAUACCCGUCCACAAAGCCAACCUAAACAAAAUCCAAAAGCCAAGCUGUGUGCAAAUUCAAAAAAAGAAGCAAAAAAAGAGAAAUGUAAGAAGCAAUGCAAAAACAGUACUUUUUGAAAUAGCAAAUUAUUAGUUAAUACCUAUUUAUUUAUUUAUGUGCAAGUUGUGCAACCUGGUGUUAUUAUUUUAUUUAUUUGUUGAGAAUUGAUUAACGAAUCGAACUGAUUGUAACCGAAAUUGAACAGAAGCGUACACUGAACAGAGCCGCAACAUUGUUAAUCCAAAUCGAGAAUCGAACAAUAACUAGACUUAAUGAGAACCCAACAUAAUGAACACGAAUGAACAGAUGCAAAUGUUUGCAGUGUCUAAACUUAAGAUUAAAGCUGAAGUUGAAAGCUCAAUAACCACUUGAAUUGAAUUGAUGAACAAAGGACUAUUGAUACCUCUUAGCUGCAUGCGGCAAUCGCUUUCAAAAAUAAAUACAAAAUUUCUGAGCACCUCAGUGGUGCAGGACAAAAUUAGAAGGAUAUCCACAUUCACGGAUAAACCCGGGUCGUCAUAAAGGAGAAAAUGAGAAAAUUUUUGAUUUAUUUUUCAAAGCAAGACAACCAUUAACCGCUUGUGGUCAUAUGCUUGAUGAAACUCGUCGAAUAAUGAAUCUAUUAUACGUAUACUACAUUUAAGUGUUAAGCAUAAGCAUCUGCGAACGUCGAAAAGUCGUUUACACCAUGGAUGGUCGAUUUCCCAAACUUUCAGCAAGUAUUUCAAUUUGACAAACGACAAGGAGUUUGCAAAUUGAACGCAAGGUUUGCUGGAUUUUGGAGAUUGACAGGAUAUGGCCAAGAGGCGUCGUCACGUCGAAGAACAUACAAUAUAAAAUACAAUUUACAUAAUCGUUAUAAUUAUAUUUAUGAAUGUUUAAUAAGCCAUUUUUGUAAAUGUUCAGCUUUUGGGCCAGUGUGUGCAAGCUGAAAGCUAAAAGCUGAACAUCCUUAUGAAUAAUGAAUCGUGUUGUUUAAUCUGUCAUGUUUUGUCCCCAUAUAUCUUGCUUGUUUUUGAAUCCGUUUUAUUUUAGUUAUGUUUAUCCUGUCGCCCAUUACACACACCAUUUGAAAUUUCGAGUACAAUAGUUUUAAAUACUCUUGCCCCAAACAGCACCAGUUGAUUAAGCGUUAAGUUGCGUUAUGUAAAAUGUAUUUUGUCUAAGCAAUCGCGUCGGCCACAAUGUGCAUGAUUGCUUCGCGAUUUGCUAUCCUAACCUAAGCUUAAGCCCCAGCGAACUGUAACCGUUGAAAUUGAAGUCAAACCCAGUAUUAAAUGUAUAGAUAAGGGCAGCUAUCAGUAACCCCCAUAAUUACUAGACUCACCAGAUAUAUCGUGCACAUUGUUUGCGCCACACAAAUUGUUCAUUUUGUCAGAAGAUUUUGCAGACCCAAAAUACGAUGCGAUCAUGAUCGUAAUAAGCAUGUGAAUUGUGGGUGUGGAGCGGUGUCAGCUUUGCAAAAUCUUCACAAAACUGAUUGAAAUUAUUAAUCUUAAUGUGAGAUGUAUAAUCGCAGUAACAACAAAGCGUGAAGAUCUGUUCAUUAACACCAAAUAAAGGCAUACGAGUCAAGAUGAGAGAACACAUUUAUUAGUCUUAAGCCUACCCCACACACUCACUAAGUUUUGUCUAUCUGUAAUGUGACACUUAAGCAUGUUAUAUCAUAAAAACCAUAAAGAACCCUCAAUGAAACUAUGUAAAAUGUAAUUAUACCAAUAAAAAGUGAAAUAAAGUUGGAA
Messenger RNA from Drosophila suzukii, 5293 nucleotides. It is a transcript of the gene stau, whose product is annotated as double-stranded RNA-binding protein Staufen. Gene Ontology annotation, cellular component: cytoplasmic stress granule; neuronal cell body; plasma membrane. Lineage: Eukaryota; Metazoa; Arthropoda; Insecta; Diptera; Drosophilidae. Gene Ontology annotation, biological process: germ cell development; protein localization to synapse; anterograde dendritic transport of messenger ribonucleoprotein complex. Gene Ontology annotation, molecular function: mRNA binding; double-stranded RNA binding. The record is from RefSeq and is a predicted model, not a curated record.